CCGGUAGGUGUGACUACAUUUAGUCGCUGCAGAUUUGUUAGUCACAUUAACAAGGUAUUGAGAGGGGUUCACAUACAAAAGACCGCCGAAGCCCUCCUCGUCCUCAUCCUCCUCCUCGGACUCGUCCUUCUUCUCAGUCUCAGCAGGGGCGGCAGCGCCACCGGAAGCGGCAGCGGCAGGAGCGGCGGAAGCAUAAGCGUCGGGGUUGGCAAUGCGGUCCUUCAGCUCCUCGAUCUCGGGCCAUGUGAUCUCGGUGGAGAUCGCAACAGCAAGAACCUUCUUGUAGCUGUUGACAACCGAGUGCAGAACAGAUGGCAAAGUGGGGAAGUUCAAUGCCAGAGAGAUGGUGGCAAUGGUGGUGAUAGCCUGAGACAGAGUCUUGAGGAGCUGCUCCUCACCGACAUCGAGGACGCUGGGAGGGAAAGACUGUCCCUGGUCGUAGACCUGAGAGAUACCCAUGCCGUAGGUGAAAGGAGAGAUGUUAAGCAUGUUGAGGAGCGUGGCCUCGGAGGGACCGACCUUGGAGCCGGCCUCAACGAGCUUGAGAUCAGUGGUGAUUUCAAUGGUACCACGGGCAAUCUUGGUGGGGACACCGAGGGCCUGGAAGAAAGAGGUCUUGCCAGGUUCCAUACCAGUGUUUCCAGCAGGAACCCAGACAUCGGCGGGGGCGAGAGCACCGGCACGAGCAGGAGCAGCAACCUUGUUGGCGAGGAUGAUGUCACGGACCUCCUUAAGGUCGUCGUUGGUGAAGACGAAACCAACGUUGCCCUUGACGUGGGGGAGGAGACGCUCGUACUCGGGGGAGUCGGGGAUGAAGGUCUUCAAGGCUCGGCGAACCUGGAAAUAUUGUUAGCAACCGGAGGGUGUCUUCUUCCUCAUGAAGGGACGCACCAUGGUGUUCUUGCCCAUGAGGACGACACCCUUGCUUCGGAGAGCCUGUCGGAUCUCGUGCAUCUGCUGAGAGCUGACAUUGUCAACCUCAACGAUGAAGAUGGAGUUGUAGGCCUCGAGCAAGCCCUUGAGCUUGUCGAAAUAGUUGGCCUUGUUCUCAGACUUGCCCCCCAUAUCUUCUUAUUUUUCUGAAGGCAGGAGUAUUUAAGGGCAAGGGGUAUCGUAAAAUGAAAUUGAAGGUUGAUGAAGAUGUUGAUGAAAACGAGAAAACUCUUUUGGCAGUUUCGGAAAAUGUGAUGUGAAUUCGCUUAGGGCAUGGAGACGCUAGUCUUCUUUGGGCAGCCUAGGUGGCUUAGGUGGGGAACUAAGCAUAGGUACAUUCUCGAUGUAUCUUUUCUAUCACGUCCAUGAAAGUGGAACUUGAUCUGUAGAAGAGUCUGAUUUGAGCUGUCACCGAGCAACUGCUCCUGUAUCAAAUCAAAUCUCAUCGAUUUUGUAAUCAAUAUUCGAUCAACUAACAGGGGUUCAGGCGUCAUGAGAUUCCCCUUCAACGUUGUCCACGUCAGUGGAAAUGUUCUCUUUGCUGCUCGAGGAGGCAAGAUUCAUUCUUUUAGCCUUGAGGAUGGAUCUCACAUCUCGACGUGGAAACAUCCAGAUGUUGACAGAGUAGACGCGGCAGUUAAGGCGAUCUCAGAUGGCAUCUUAACUGAGAAGCCCGUGACAAAGACUCAUACCGCCGAGGAAGAAGAUGGGGGUGGACCGCCAGCUAAGAGGCAAAGAACUGAAGAGCCAAAAGAUGAGACAGCUCCAACCAAGCCAGAAGGCCAAGAGGAUACUCAAAUCUCGGAGGAAACGAAAAGCAAGGGAAAAAAGAAGGGUGGAAAGAAGAGCAAGAACAGACAAAACCAGCAACGAGCAAAGGAUCACAACAUCUCACGCGUGCCCGAUCGCCCAGUCAUUACGCAUCUGACAAGUACUCUUGAUGGCUCCUGUAUCUUGGCUAUCACUGGACAUGACAAGGCCAUCUGGGUCUUUGAGAAUGACGGGAAGGGCUCCAUCAACCAAAUCAGCAAACGAACUCUUCCCAAACGCCCUAGUGAUGUCGUUAUCGGACAAGACUCUCAGGUUCUUGUCGCUGAUAAAUUUGGAGACGUUUACUCUCUACCUCUCCUCUACGAUCCUACUCUCCAAACAGCUUCAACCCCCGCCCCCGCCAAACCGGCCUAUAAACCAUCUGCCAAUACUACAACCGUUCACUCGAAGCGCAACCUGCGAGCUCUUCAAGAGCAGCAAAGACAGAUGGAGCUUUCUUCACGGACCAAAAACGACAGCAAUUCUAAAGCCGAAGGUCCAGACUUUGAGAUUACUCUAUUGCUUGGCCAUGUUUCUAUGCUUACUGCACUCGUGAUCGGCGAGAGUGAGGGUCGGCGAUACAUUCUUACUGCCGACCGUGAUGAACAUAUUCGGGUUUCAAGAUACUUUCCUCAGUCAUAUGUCAUCGAGGGUUUCUGCUUCGGUCACACAGAGUUCAUCAGCUCCAUGGUCAUUCCAGCCUCGCGUGGUAAUGUUCUGGUGUCGGGUGGUGGUGAUGAGGACUUGUUCGUCUGGGAUUGGAAAUCAAACAAGCUCCUCUCCAAAAUCAACAUCUUGUCUCUAGCUCAAAAUAUAUUGCCCGAGAUUACAAAGGUAGCUGUGUCUGGGCUUUACAGCCUGGUAUAUCCACACGAUGGCUCGGAUCUUGUUUAUAUUCUUGCCAUAUGUCAGGAUAUUUCGGCAAUCUUUUCAUGGCAACUCACCAAAAAUCACGCCCUUAAUCACCCAGCUAUUAUCCAGCUUCCCGGCAAGCCCCUCAGCCUCUCUAUCAAGCCCGCCAAGGGCAAUGAAACACCCAAGAUCGUCGCUGCUCUGGACCCCAGCGAUCCUACGCAAGCAAGAAGCCUGGCUGUCUACUCACUCACCAUGACUGACGAGAAGCUCGCCACAAGUACCAUAGCUUCGGUGGAUGGCGACGAUAUCGAAAGCACUGAACUUGAUGUCGAUGAGAAAACCGUGAGGAGUCUUUUAUAUAACACUGAACCUCUAAGAAAACAAGCCACGGAACGGGAAGAAGAAAGGGGUGAGGAGCAGGUGCCCGAAGACCAAAUGAUGGAAGAGGCUGGGCCUGCUGAGGAGCAAUAGGGAUGUACUAAAAGUAAUAGAAAAAGAAAUUAUUUUUGCAGUGCCGCAAUGGAAAAGGGUCAUUUCCACAACCCUACAAAGACGAGUUUGUCACCAAGGCAGAUACCCCUAGGCUAGAUACUUAGUUGAGUAUCUAGUAGACAGUGAAAGAGGCAAUGUGCUCGGCACUUAGCAACUUGGACAUAGGUAUCUUGCGAGGAUGUGGGCCAUGCCUCAGGAAGCAAGAAAACAUCAGACCUUAGUAUAAGGCAUUAAAACAAACUUAGUAGAGCUGCCCUUUAAGUCUAUAAUAAACUUAUCCUAA
Messenger RNA from Fusarium verticillioides 7600, 3373 nucleotides. RefSeq lists its product as hypothetical. The record is from RefSeq and is a predicted model, not a curated record. Gene Ontology annotation, molecular function: tRNA (guanine(46)-N7)-methyltransferase activity; protein binding. Gene Ontology annotation, biological process: RNA (guanine-N7)-methylation. The transcript has 3 exons. The coding region runs from base 1426 to 3069 and encodes 547 amino acids. Gene Ontology annotation, cellular component: cytosol; tRNA methyltransferase complex; nucleus. NCBI's taxonomy places the organism in Eukaryota, Fungi, Ascomycota, Sordariomycetes, Hypocreales, Nectriaceae.